This is a messenger RNA of Exophiala xenobiotica, 360 nucleotides long. RefSeq lists its product as uncharacterized. NCBI's taxonomy places the organism in Eukaryota, Fungi, Ascomycota, Eurotiomycetes, Chaetothyriales, Herpotrichiellaceae. The coding region runs from base 1 to 360 and encodes 119 amino acids. The record is from RefSeq and is a predicted model, not a curated record. The transcript has a single exon.
AUGUCAUCACCAGAAAUGAAAGAUUGGAAGCUCGAUAAGCGACUCCAGGGGCACUACUGCAAAGACAGAGAUGUCAUUGAAAGAUCGGUGACCUAUGCGGACUCCUACAAAUCCGAGGGAUUCACAAUCAUAGGGAGAGGCAGAGUUUCAUUCCCUACUUGGAAACCUGGCGAAGAUCCCACCUACUUUGAGAUUGAGGUCUUAUACGCGCCUGAUUCGGAACACAACUAUCUCAGUUGGCCCCUUCUGCAGCGGUUGAAACAGCCGGAACUCGAGUUCAGGAUGCUGGGACCCGGCAGGGUCGGCAUUUGCCCAGGCAAGGGAAAGGAUCCAUUUGUCGCUGCCGAGAUCUCCGGUUGA